AUGCCGGGCGAGUCCUCAAAAUCGGCACCACCAAAGGAAAUCGGAGCAACCUCCGUUCAUUGUCCGAUGUUGACAACUACAAACUACACGGUUUGGGCUAUGAGGAUGAAGGUUGUUCUAAGAAUUCACAAAGCAUGGACUGUAACCGAUCCAGGAACAGAGAAUGAAGAGAAAGAUUACCUGGCGAUGGGGAUGUUGUAUCAGGUGAUCCCGGAGACUUUGAUUAUGCAAAUCGGGGAUGUGGAGUCCUCAAAGGUGUUGUGGGACGCAAUCAAAGCCAGGCAUGUGGGUGCUGACCGCGUGAAGGAGGCUAGGUUACAAACCUUGAUGACAGAAUUCAACCGAUUAAAGAUGUCUGACUCGGAAUCGAUUGACGAUUUUGCGGGAAGAUUGUCCGGAUUAGCUUCAAAAUCGGCAGCCCUAAGAGAAGUAAUUGAUGAGACGAAGCUUGUGAAGAAGUUUCUCAAAUCAUUACUAAGAGCGAAGUUCAUCCACAUAUUUGCUUCUUUGGAACAAGUCUUGGAUCUCAAAUCAGCUGGAUUUGAAGAUGUUGUGGGAAAGCUUAAAGCUUAUGAAGAAAGGAUUAGAGAGGAGGGUGAUGAUGGAGGAGAAGAACCAAAGGUUUUGUGGUCAUCGAGCAGUGGCAGCACUAGUGGUUCGGGUGGUGGCGAUAGCUUGACUGGUGGAGCGAAGGAUAGAUCGACAAAGGGAACAAGGGUAUCGACCUGUAAUCAUGGAUCCAGUGGGUUAUCUGGAUCAAGCGGAUCAAGUAGGCCCAAAGGGAAUAAUAGGGUUUCUCAAAGUAAUCGGCCCAAUAAACAGUCCAAUUCUGAUUUAAUUCAACCCAAUUCCAACAAUUGCAAAAAAUGUAAUUGUUGUUGUGACAAAAAUCGGAAAAAUAGGGAAAAUGAUCAAUCUAAGGUGAUUUGUUUUCGGUGUGACAAAGCGGGUCACUUUGCCUCGGAAUGUCCGGAACGACUCCAAAAAUUACGAGAAGGUGAUUUUUCGGAACGUGACGACAACGAUGAGUCUGUGUUCUAA
This is a messenger RNA of Lactuca sativa (garden lettuce), 1041 nucleotides long. NCBI's taxonomy places the organism in Eukaryota, Viridiplantae, Streptophyta, Magnoliopsida, Asterales, Asteraceae. The record is from RefSeq and is a predicted model, not a curated record.